AUGCGUGCCAUUUCUGGGGAUAUUGUUUUGGACGAAGAACAGGCGAAAACUUUAUAUGAGCGAGUGGUGCAACACGGACGUCGAACGAAGCGGAAAUUCAUUCGAUCCGGGUUGCGUCGAUGGGAUCCACACAAACCGAUAAUUUAUAGUUUCGAUGGAUCACAUACAAUGCGAGAACAACGUGUGAUUGAAUUAGCUUUGGAGCAUUGGCAUAAUAUAACAUGUUUGAAUUUUGAACGUCGCAACGAUGAACCCACUGGAAAUCGAAUCGUAUUCACCGACGUUGAUGGUUGCGCCUCUAAUGUUGGACGACAUCCACUCGGAGAUCCUCAGUUUGUGUCAUUGGCACCGGAAUGUAUUCGAUUAGGUGUAAUUGCGCAUGAAGUAGCACAUGCACUUGGAUUUUGGCAUGAGCAAUCUCGACCUGAUCGAGACAAUUUCGUUACAGUUCGCUGGGAAAAUAUUGAUCGUGACAGUAAAGGACAAUUUUUAAAGGAAUUACCGGUCGAUGUUGAUAAUGGUGGAGUGCCAUACGAUUAUGGGAGUAUUAUGCAUUAUAGGAGUAAAGCAUUUGGACGGUAUGAAGAUCUCUUCACGUUGAACACAAAUAUAGCGGAUUAUCAGAAGACGAUUGGGCAAAGAGACCAACUCUCAUUCAACGAUAUUCGACUGAUGAACGUAAUAUACUGCAGUGAUGCAUGCCCAAAGCAAUUGCCGUGCCAGAGAGGUGGAUAUACAGAUCCAAGAAGGUGUGACCGAUGUCGAUGUCCUGAUGGCUUCACUGGGCAGUACUGUGAGCAAGUAAUGUCGGGUUAUGGCGCGGUAUGCGGUGGUCGAAUUCUUUUGACGUCUAGUUGGACUCGAAUCACCAGCCCGGGCUAUCCAAGCGAUUUCCGUGAAGGCCAAGAAUGCAGCUGGCUUCUUGUUGCUCCUCCAGGGCAAAAGGUGCAGUUUCAGUUCUAUGGAGAAUUCGAAAUGUAUUGCAAAGUUCGGCAUUCGCUAUGCAUGGAUUAUAUUGAGAUAAGAAAUUCAACAGAUUUCGCAAAUACUGGAAUGAGGUAUUGUUGCUUUGGAACUCCGAAAUCGACGAUAUUUUCGGCUACGGAAGAUAUGCUGGUGCUGUUUCGUUCUUUCUACCGAAGUGGUAAAGGUUUUCAAGCACAAACUCGAUCUGUUCCAUCGUUCGACUCGUUUUCACCGUGGACGGAGUGGACGCAGUGCACGGAGCCUUGCGGCGCUUGUGGUACCAGAAAACGUACUCGCUCUUGCGGUGUAGCUGAUGCAUGUCUAGGACCUAGAAUGGAGGCCGAGAUUUGUAAUACCAAGCCAUGCAGUGGUUUAUGCCCGAAGAAAAAAUACGAAGAGUCCAGUUGCACUGGAAUUCUCUCCCUAUUUAGAGGCUUAAAAUGUAAACGUGAAAGAACUGUACUUGAACCAUGUACUAUUCAGUGCUGUCCAGGCUUUAAAAUUAUUGAUGGCAUUUGUUCAUAG
Dracunculus medinensis (Guinea worm) is the source of this 1491-nucleotide messenger RNA. NCBI's taxonomy places the organism in Eukaryota, Metazoa, Nematoda, Chromadorea, Rhabditida, Dracunculidae. The record is from the annotation of a GenBank genome assembly.